AUGAAACGUCAAAUAGAUGCUUCUGAGGAGAAGGACUUGCUUGAAGAUACUCGCUUGGAAAAUUUAAAUCUUACAUCUCAGAUCAAUAGUUACGUGACUGAGAAUGAGAUUUUGAGUGAAAAGAUUGAGACUUUGUUUCUGCAAUUAGAAUGUUUAUCUACUGAAUCUAUGAAUAACGAGGAGUUUAACUUUCAUCUUCGUAAUGAGAAUGAGGGUUUGAGGGUCGAUCUACAACGAGUUGGUAACCUCCUUACCAUUUCACUAAAUCUGCAUUCUUCUUGAUUGGCUCAGAUUAAACGAUUGGAAGAAGAUAAACCCGCAUAAUUAAAAGAAAAGAUAAAUCCGAAGUUGAUAUUCACAAAUCUCGCAAUGAAGUUAUUGAUUGGAAGUCUGAGAAUGAUAAAUUGAAGAACGAAGUCUCUUUUCUCUUAUCUCAUUUAGAGAGGUUUCAGGGUAAGAAAGAGGACACUAUUUUGUUUACGAAGAAGAAAUCUAUUGAACUUCCGAAGAGUAAGAAACUCGUCAUUAACCAUUCUGAUGAGGAUAAAUCUGAAUCUGGUCACGGUAAAGGAUGGUAUAAUUCGUAUCAUAAACUUUGCAUCCAACUCGAAGCUGCGAGAUUCGAGAUUUCUAAACUUGAUCAUCUUAUCGCUGACGUCCAAAAGACUUUGGGUUUUGUUAUUUUUCAGAAGGAAGAGUCUGAGCAAAGUUUCAAGAACCAGGUUCUCCAUCUAUCUCGUAAGAAAGAUGAGCUCUUCAAGGAGGUUUCCGCUCUCAAAGAGGAAAUUAAGUACAUGAACGAAGACUUUGCUACUAUGGAGAAGGAUGCUGCUAAGGUUGCGAAUCUUACUCGCAAAAAUGCUCAAGAUUCCAAGAUCCAUCUCUUCAAUGAUUUUUGUGAUUCUCAUGGCAUUCCUCGCGUGCCUCUGGAUCACGAAAUAUUUUCUGAUGAUGUACCUGCUGAUGAAAAGAAGGAUUCUACUGAUAAGGACGAUGAUGAUGAGGAUACCGAGACUGAUGAAGAUAAUGAUACUGAGAACCCCAAGAGUAAAGCUUCUUUGAUUACUAAGGUUGCUGACAUUCCUUCUUCUUCGUCAAAUCUUCUUGGUCAAUAUUUUAACACGGUCAAUGUUGAAGCUGAAACUGUUGGUGCUAGUGGUGGUAACCAUGAACAUGAGAUCAAAGAGUCUGGUGGUGAUGCCGAGGAGGAAGCCAUCAAAGAUGUUCCUAUUCAACAAUUACCUCUUCAAUCUUGAUUUCAUUGUCUUUGUUGGUUCUUUUCUUUGACAUCUCGUCUCUUCUAACAGUUUCUUAAACUGGGCGCUCCCAAGAUUGGGGGCAUAACGUUUUGGUUUUUGCUUCAAUAUAUCAUCCUUCUGCUUCUACC
Molecule: messenger RNA, 1387 nt
Organism: Papaver somniferum (opium poppy)
Lineage: Eukaryota; Viridiplantae; Streptophyta; Magnoliopsida; Ranunculales; Papaveraceae
Exons: 2
Coding region: 795-1256 (153 amino acids)
Source: RefSeq, a predicted model, not a curated record